This is a messenger RNA of Galleria mellonella (greater wax moth), 2155 nucleotides long. RefSeq names its product proton channel OtopLc-like. The record is from RefSeq and is a predicted model, not a curated record. NCBI's taxonomy places the organism in Eukaryota, Metazoa, Arthropoda, Insecta, Lepidoptera, Pyralidae. The transcript is spliced from 10 exons. Gene Ontology annotation, biological process: proton transmembrane transport. The coding region runs from base 242 to 2131 and encodes 629 amino acids. Gene Ontology annotation, cellular component: membrane. Gene Ontology annotation, molecular function: proton channel activity.
CAGUAUUACUCACUUCAGAGGGGCCUUAGCGCACAGUCCAUGGUUUGCACCACGACUAUCGACACUGUGUGCUUAUACUGAAGAUUUAACAAAUGGUUUUACAAUCUAUAUACCUACAUUAUAGUUUUCAUUUAUUAGCAAGGAUUUUAUAAUGAGCUGAUGAUGCAAUCAUAUUGUUCAUUUGAAUUUUAAUCGGGUGAUUUAUACGAAUAGUUAAAUAGAGUUAAGAAUAUUCUUAAAAAUGAAAAAUAAAGAUAAAUCUAAUCAAAAUACGGUGAAGGAGCGACGUGAUUGGCGGGAGAGGUCUGAGCCGCUACUCUCCGUGCCUGAGGAUGAAAGUGAACAAUCUCCGCAUUCACUGCCACGAUUGAGCGUCAUUCUACCUGCUAGCACUUCCUCCAGCAUCGAUGACAUCCCGCCACGGCCGCCUUCAAGACGAGCACUCUCACAGGGAGACGAGUCAAUGACAGUAGUAUUAUCAGCGUUUUAUGCGAAAUUAUUAAUAGUUUUAGGAGUAGCGUUCCCUGUGACCAGCACUAUACAAAAUGAACUUAACACAAACAUUACAUCUGAUGUAUUCACAAUGUAUCUAUACGUAGUCAGUAUGGCGUUCCUUGCUUACACUUUUUAUCACCUUAGGAUGGCGAAAAAGGAUAAAAACGAAAAAGCAAGGCGUACACGAUAUGGCAGUUUUUAUCUUCAUAUGGGGGUGGCUGGGUUUAGUGUGGGCUCCAUCAUCUAUUCGUGCCUACAGUUUGGUGGAUACUUUGACCUCACUGGCGACUGCCAACUAAUCAUUGUUGCCAUCAAACCAACAUUUCGCGUACUGUUCAUGGUCGCCCAGACGGUGUUUAUCUUCUCAUAUACAGAUAUCCUGGAUCCAAUGAGAGGCGUAGUAAUAGACAAAUUUGGAUUGAUGCAUUUGAUUGCAACAAAUGUAUGUGAAUGGUUCAACGUUGUUAUCCAAGAAACAAGAGACGACAUAGUCGCUGUGGCGUAUGAUAGACCGACACUUUUUCGGUACGCUAACAUAAGCGGGGCAUAUAAAACUGUAGUAAUAACAGAUGAACUGGAUAAUGUAACUUUUAUUGAAAAACCUAGAGGUCAGAAUCCAAAAAAUGGCAUGGAAUUCAUAAAUGUGUCAAUGCAGAAACAGAAUUGGAGCUGUAAUGUCUCUGAUAUGAUUACACCAUUAAUAAGGAGCGUCAAUCCUUACUUAAGGUCGUGUGGUGUGGAGUACAGCCUUUUGUGUUCCAUCAUUAUCAUCGUCAUAUGGAACGAUAUAUGCACUGUUCCUGGAUCAAAAUGGCUAAAAGGACCUCCUAAUGCAGUUUUAAACAAAGAAGUACAGCAAUGUUGUGAACGUAUAAAAUCAAACAACCAUUUCUCAGUGGACUGCGGGAGUGCCCAUAGGGGGCUUUUUGCGGGAGUCGUAGUACUAGCUGGCACCAUAGUUAGUCUUAUGCUUUUUAAUGGUCUUUUUCAAAAGGAAAAACAUGUGGAACUAGCACUACUACAGAUAAAUAUUUGGGAGACAAUACUGUUUGUAUUAAUGACAGUAGGAUCCGGUGCAUGUCUUCAGCGCAUACGCACGCUCCCACUAAAACGAACUGUAUCUGCAUUGCCUUUAGAACAUGCUUUACUACUGGUCACUCAAUUCGGCGUUUAUUUAUACUAUUUGUUUCAAAUUAUUGGUGUUGGUUUUCUGGUGCAUAAAUACUCGGUAGAGAGGCGAGCUACUCGGAUUUUAGUGCCUCUAUGUGCAGUAAUACAAUGUUCCUGUCAGACCCUGCUGAUAUUAGACGCAUGGUCUCGUAGAUGUGAAGAAACAACAGGCCGCCGCCCAGGACGCCAACUAGUGACUUUCCUUCUCGUUGGAAAUUUUGCUCUAUGGCUUCUAAACCGAGUCAAAAACGCUAGAGCGGAAUUUCAUCCACUGCAGAUGGAAUUUUUUGGCGUCUGGGCAUGGACAUUAAUCACACACGUAUCCGUACCACUUCUCGUUUGCUACAGAUUUCAAGCUACUGUGUGUUUUUAUGAAAUUUGGAAAAAUUCAUAUAAAAGAAAAAAAUAUAACAAUGAUAUUAGCCUAGAGGAGCAAGAUUUUGAAUUAAAAAAUCACGUAGCAUAAAUAAAAAUGUAAUACACAUAUUUA